AUGGUCUCUUUGCCAAAAGGCAGCCGGGAGGAGGGUGUCUGCCCUAUCUGCCUGGAGCGCCUGAAGGAAGCUGUGAGCACGGACUGCAAACACCUCUUCUGUCGAGUGUGCCUGGCCCACCAUGUGGAAAAGGCCUCAGCCUCAGGGGCUCUCUGCUGCCCCCUCUGCCGCGAGCCCUGUUCUGAGGAGGUGCUGGGUGAAGGUUACAUCUGUCCCCAUCACCAGAAAAAAGUAUGCAGAUUCUGUGAGGAGACGGGAAGCCUGCUGUGUGUGGACUGCCUGGAGUUACCCGAACACCAGUCCCAUCCCAAGCCAACCAUUGAACAUGCCAUCAGCCAUUACAAGGAAAGACUCAACCGCCGGAGCAGGAAGCUUAGAAAGGACCUGGGAGAACUGCAGAGGCUCAAGGCCCAGGAGGAGGAGAAGCUGCAGGCUCUGCAGGUUGACUUGGCAUACCAUAAGCUGGAAGCUGAGCUGGAGAGCCAGUGCCAAACCAAGGGACAGCUGGAUGUUCUCCAUCCACCACCGCAGGAUCAGCCAGAGAACAUGCCAGAAGAGGCAGCCAGAUACCGUUACCUCUCCAAGGUAGUCAUCCAGCUUGCCAACCUGGUCACAAACUUAGAGAAGAUGGCCAAGGAGCUGGAUGCCACGACACUAAAGAAUGUCAGCGACUUACUGAACAGGAGUGCUCCACAGAAAUUAGAUGGACUGCUCUCGCUCCUUUCUUCCACCGGCUCAGCCCCCCAUUAG
Molecule: messenger RNA, 750 nt
Organism: Perognathus longimembris pacificus (Pacific pocket mouse)
Lineage: Eukaryota; Metazoa; Chordata; Mammalia; Rodentia; Heteromyidae
Gene: Trim40
Product: tripartite motif containing 40
Exons: 5
Coding region: 1-750 (249 amino acids)
Molecular function (GO): zinc ion binding
Source: RefSeq, a predicted model, not a curated record